AUGGCGGCCUUCGGCCUCCUCCUCCUCCUCAGCGCCGCCGCGGCGGCCUCGGGGCAGGUCGAGCAGGUGCUACAGGAGAGCCUGGACCUGGGGCCCACCAACAUCGGGCAAGUGCUGCAGCAGGAGGAGGCCCCCGUGGUGCUCCCCAACAUCCUGUUAGGGGGGGGCACCACGUCUCGGGCCGUCUCGGGCCGCCCCCCGACCUGGGGCAGCGCCCUGGACGGGUUCCCCCCGGCCUGGCCCGUGGCCUCCGCCGUGACCCGGCACUGCCGCGACCCCCCCACGGUGCCCCCGCCCCCGGUGUUGCCCCCCAACGCCUUCUCCCACCUGCACCGUCAGGCGGCCGCGCUGGCCGCGCUGCGGCCCCGCAUGAGCGACUGCUGCCGGUACCACGCGCCGCUGCCCUGCGCCCGCCGCGCCUGGACGGACGUGCUGGACGGGUUCUGCACCGAUGAGUUCGCGGUGAAGACGCGGCAGUUCCACUGCUGCCGCCGGCAAGGGGCCGCGCGGCGCCGCUGCUUCGCCCAGGAGACCCCGGCCCCCACCUGGGACCCCAACACCUCCUGGGAGCCCAACACCGCCUGGGACCUGGUCACCGAGCCCCCCUUCCCGCCCGGGGAGCCCACGGCCGCCAACUUGGGCAACAUCUGCGGGCUGCGGGAGCUGCGCCCCGGCCCCCCCGGGCCCGACGCCCCCUCCGGGCCCCGCAUCGAGCUGCGGGUCCGCCUGGAGCGAGAGUACGGGCGGUGCUGCCGCAACGAGAGCCUGAGCUGCGCCCACAGCGCCUGGCUGAAGGGGAUGAAUCGGUUCUGCCGGGAGGAGUCGGCGGUGAAGACGAGGCAGCACUGGUGCUGCCAGCGCAAGGGUCUCCGGGCCCGGGGCCGCUGCUUCGCCGCCGCCGCCCCCAUCCCCGCCUACGACCGGGAGCUGCACAACGUGAGCCUGGUCCGGCCCGGCCCCGCCCUGCUGCGCUCGCUCUGCGGCCCCACCCGCCUCUUCACGCAGAGGCGGCCCGUGCCGGAGCUUUUUGGGGCCAUGACGGCCGCGUGUUGCCCCCUCGCCCCCGAGGAGCGCGGGGUCUGCGCCCGGGAGCAGCUGUCCCAGGCCAUCGCCACGCUCUGUGCCACCCCCGAGGACGCCUGGCGGGACCCCCAGGGCUGCUGCUCGUGGGAGGAGCCCGAGCGGCGCCGCUGCUUCGACAACGCCUACCUGGACCAGGUGACCCUGGGAGCCGCCGUGGCCCCCCCACCCCCCGGCCACGACGAGUGAACCCCCCC
Molecule: messenger RNA, 1277 nt
Organism: Chiroxiphia lanceolata (lance-tailed manakin)
Lineage: Eukaryota; Metazoa; Chordata; Aves; Passeriformes; Pipridae
Gene: ECM1
Product: extracellular matrix protein 1
Exons: 7
Coding region: 1-1269 (422 amino acids)
Biological process (GO): signal transduction; regulation of bone mineralization
Cellular component (GO): extracellular region
Source: RefSeq, a predicted model, not a curated record